Amaranthus tricolor (Joseph's coat) is the source of this 1434-nucleotide messenger RNA. RefSeq names its product protein BPS1, chloroplastic-like. NCBI's taxonomy places the organism in Eukaryota, Viridiplantae, Streptophyta, Magnoliopsida, Caryophyllales, Amaranthaceae. The transcript is spliced from 2 exons. Gene Ontology annotation, biological process: shoot system development; root development. Bases 169 to 1230 code for a protein of 353 amino acids. The record is from RefSeq and is a predicted model, not a curated record.
CCACCCCCCGAUUAUUCGUCACGGUGCCCCACCCAUCAUCAACGACUGACCACGCAUAUUUAAUCUUGUUAUAAUCUUCUCCGCUCCAUUGUAUACUUUUCAACUCCUUUCUCUCUCUCCUCGUAUUUUCUCUCAAAUUUCCGAUUUCAUUAUAGUUAAGUGAAAGUAAUGAGUCGUCCACAAGAGCCACACAGACCCUUCUUCCCACAUGGAAACCCUUUCCGGAUGAUAUUUCCCAAAGGCUCCUACCUUUCCCCUAAAUUGCAGGCGCUGUUAAACAACUUUGAGGAAACCUUGGCUGGAAGGCUGAGGAAACUUGUUCCAAAGCACAAAGAUGAUGUUUUUAGCAUUUCAUGGAUGAUAUUAGCUGUACAGUUGCUUUCUGAGACACACAAUGAUAUCAAAUCUUUGAUAACGGACCUUGAGCUUCCAGUAGUUGAUUGGGAUGACAAAUGGAUAGAUGUCUAUUUGGACAAUAGUGUGAAGUUGUUGGAUAUUUGCAUCACUCUAAGUUCUGAGCUGUCACGCUUAAGUCAAGGUCAGCUCUUGCUUCGCUGUGUCCUAUGUAAUUUGGACCAAACCAGAUCUAGCGAGACCUUGAAAGCCAAGUCUUCAAUUAAUAGUUGGAGGCAGCAUAUUGGAGCGAGGAACCCCAAAAUCGAGAAUUGCUUCUCAAUCAUUGAUAAGCUGAUGGAAUCUUUAGAAUUGCCAAAGGUUAAGAACUCCGCUAAGGGAAAGACUUUGAUGCGUGCUAUGUAUGGAGUUAGGGUGCAAACUUUGUUUGUCUGCAGUGCAUUAAUGUCUGCUUUGACAGCUUCUGAUAAGAAAUUGGUAGACUUUCAUGUUGCAGGGACAUACCUGUGGGCAGCAGCGUUUAGCGAUCUACAGAGAUUUGUUUUUGGGGAGAUUAGAAAUUUAGUCUUGAGUGAUAGAAAACAUCAUCUCGUGAAAGAGUUGGAAGCAGUUGCUACUAGUGUGGGGGAAUUGUAUCCCAUGCUUCAGGAAGGUGUGGAGCCUAUUGAAACAGAUUCAUUGCAGAAGUCUGUUGCCGAAUUAAGAAAAUGCACAGACAAACUCUCAUCCGGAUUAGAUCUUCUAGCAAAGGAAGUCGAUGGAUAUUUCCAAAUAUUGUUAAGUGGACGCGAUGCAUUGCUUUGUAAUCUAAGAUUGUCGGGCAGUGUCAUUGAUUCUUCAAAAAAGCACAAGAUGGAGGAGCAAACUGUAAGAUGAAUACUAUAAUGUUCAAAACCAUGUGUAUACACAGGUCUAGGUAUGGUUUUCUCUAUCGCAUUGUGUGGAAAUGUAUGAAAUGUUCACUGGCAUAUUACUAUGCUCAUCUUGUAACUUAUAAUAUGGUUGUUUUGAAUGAGUGCCUUAGAUUUAUACCUAUGUGCUACUACAUUAUGAUGAUAAUAUAUAAAAGGGCAUUUGCUA